GCACAGAUGUUUUCAAUACUUUAGUCAAAAAUUUUAAACUGCAGUGGAGAUUGCAGCCAUAACAUAAUUGCAUAAUCGCACAAAGGCACUUCAUUGUUAACUGAGACAAAAUGGCUUUACCCGAGGGAUUGGCGAAAAAUAUGAAAAUCUUCCAGGCUAAAAAUGAUUUGCCUGUUUUCCUAAAAGGUGGUCCAGCUGACAAGGCCUUGUUUGGUUUGACUGUCGGCCUUUGCGGUAUUGGUAUUUUGAGUAUUUUGCAACUGGUUUAUGAUUUGGGUUUCAAAAAGAAGCAAGGUUAAUUAUUUAUUAAAUUUAAUGAGGUGUAUUUAAUUAAUAAAGUGCAAUAAGAAAAUUAAAUUAA
Lucilia cuprina (Australian sheep blowfly) is the source of this 361-nucleotide messenger RNA. RefSeq names its product cytochrome c oxidase subunit 7A1, mitochondrial (gene COX7AL2). Gene Ontology annotation, biological process: mitochondrial electron transport, cytochrome c to oxygen. Bases 111 to 299 code for a protein of 62 amino acids. The record is from RefSeq and is a predicted model, not a curated record. NCBI's taxonomy places the organism in Eukaryota, Metazoa, Arthropoda, Insecta, Diptera, Calliphoridae. The transcript is spliced from 3 exons.